AUGGCGCCUAAACUGUCCGAGGAGGAGAUCGACGAUCUGAUCUACUGUGCCCGUGCGGGCGAGGAUGCUGAGCUCACGGAGACGGUGGCAGCCUUGGCCGAGCGCGAAAAGGUGACACCCGCCGAAGUCAUCAUCGCCGCCAAGGACGAGAGCAGAAAGUCAACUACACUACACAUGGCCGCGGGCAAUGGGCAUCUCGAAACGGUCCGAAAAUUGCUUGGCUACUUUGCCGAGCGCCCUUCGGAUGAGAAGCAAGCUUUUCUCGAUGAGCCCAACGAGCAUGGCAACACGGGCCUCCACUGGGCUGCACUUGGUGGCCACCUGAGCGUUGUGAAAUUGUUGAUGGAGCAGGGUGCUUCUCCUGCCCUGGCGAAUGAGCAAAAUUAUGUUCCGUUGGAUCUGGCCAACUUCAACGACAAGAAGGACGUUGCGCAGCACUUCCUCGCCAGUGCCGGGAUGCUGGAGGAGGAGAAUCAAGCAGAGGGCCUAGCAGCUCAGACUGCUGGCGUGGAGAUCGAAGACGAUGGCAAGGACGAGCAGGAUGGCGGAGUUGACUCGAAGCAGGAGGCGACAAAGGCAGAGGAGAAGGCUUCGUGA
This is a messenger RNA of Emericellopsis atlantica, 597 nucleotides long. Its product is annotated as ankyrin repeat-containing protein YAR1. The transcript has 2 exons. Gene Ontology annotation, molecular function: protein binding. NCBI's taxonomy places the organism in Eukaryota, Fungi, Ascomycota, Sordariomycetes, Hypocreales, Bionectriaceae. The record is from RefSeq and is a predicted model, not a curated record. Bases 1 to 597 code for a protein of 198 amino acids.